Molecule: messenger RNA, 1191 nt
Organism: Daucus carota subsp. sativus
Lineage: Eukaryota; Viridiplantae; Streptophyta; Magnoliopsida; Apiales; Apiaceae
Product: transcription repressor OFP7
Exons: 1
Coding region: 68-1006 (312 amino acids)
Biological process (GO): negative regulation of DNA-templated transcription
Source: RefSeq, a predicted model, not a curated record
CCACAUCAAAUCUUUAAAUCUUUAAAUUGUGUAUAGAACAUUUCUCUUCCCUCUCACUUCAUACACAAUGGCCCAACGUUUCAGACUGCGUAUAACUCGCGUCUUCCGACCCAAACACUCCCCUCCUACUCCAACUUCCGCCGCUCCACAGCCAUCGAAACGCCGUCGUAUCGUCUCCUUCAAGCGCCGCCUCUCCUCCGCCUUGCUCUGCCGCUGUUCCUCCAACUUCAACAACUCAUCCGAUGACGAAAACACCGCAAAGCCACUCGACUUCCACUGGCAAAACGACCAGAAGGAAUGGCACGUGGCUCUCCAAAACGACGACGAAUCACCUCGCCAGAAAAUCUACAACUCCUCCGUCUCUGGCGGCGACUCCGACGACACCGACAUUCUCGCACCCACGCUCCUCCCACCGCCACCUCACAAGAAACGACGUCGUCGAAAGAAGCGAGCGCCACUACUCAAACACAAUCGCAUUAGCACAUCCUCCGCCGAAACCGAAACCCUAGUCUCCUCUUCUAGAAGCUUCUCCCCCGAAGAAACCGAAACCCUAGUUUCCUCCUCUUCUAGAAGCUUCUCAACCGACGAACUCGAAACCAUCCGCGAGAAGCCACCAAAACGACACCGUUACAGAAAACCAAAAAACAAAAACCUCGAACCGAUGACGUCAUCGUCGAGAUGCAGCGUCACCGUCUCCGAGAGCGAGUCGCCGGCGAGGCUGUCGGUGUUCCGGAAGUUGAUACCGUGUGCAGUGGAAGGCAAAGUGAAGGAGAGCUUCGCGGUGGUGAAGAAAUCGGUGGAUCCUUACGAAGAUUUUAAGAAAUCGAUGAGCGAUAUGAUUUUCGAGAAGGAGAUGUUCGAGGAGAAAGAGCUGGAGCAGCUGCUGCAGUGUUUUCUUAGCUUGAAUUCCAGGCAGCAUCACGGUGUUAUUGUUCAGGCGUUUGCUGAGAUUUGGAACUCUAUGUUUUCUCUUAAUACUGCAACUAAUUCUACUAUUAGUAACUAAUUAAGUAAUUAAUUACAAGUCUUGAUGUUAUGAUUAUUAAUAGUUUGAACUUUGAAGCUGCAUUUGAAGGAUUAGCUUCAUUUUCUAUGUAAAUUACUUGCUCUGUAGUUUUAUUUCAUCUAUUGUGAAAUGAUGUGUGUACAAAUAAGUCACUUUUUCCGAACUGAUUUUAAAUUUCUAGCUAA